GCAAAUCGAAUUUUAACGAAAGAUGGCGAGAAGUUAGCAGACUAGAUGUAAACAACCUACCAGAAUCCAUGUUUGUUUACGACGGUGGUGUAAGUUUGAUAUACGACUUAAUGUUAACUACAUAAAUAGUCACUAAAAUCCUAUAUUUAUUAUAUUGGAUUAAAUUGGAUUAAAAUUAAACGAAAGAUGAUAUUGCAGAAAGAAGUUUUGUCCUUAUUACUUUUUUUAACGACUAUCGCAAGUGCCUUAUCUUCAACAACGCCAAUAGUUAGAAAUGAUAACCUCAUAGAUCAAUGUGUAAGGGCAGUUAAGGAUUAUGAUUUUGAUAUUGCAGAAGGAUAUCUAGAAAUAUUAGAUGACACCAAAAUCGAUCUAAUGGUGCAAAAUGUUUAUGAUAGUAAAACCGAUUCAUUUAACAGGAUAAUUUGCUUUGCGGAUUAUGCCAGAAAUGCGUCAAAAAGUUUUAAAAUAUUCAAUGCUUUAAAUGCUCAAGUGAAACCUGGCCACAAAUAUGGAUAUAAAUUAAGAAGAUUGAUACGUAGUUUAUCCAAAAUUAUGUAUCAACCUAAUGUAUUGUAUAAUACAAAGCAAGACGCAGAAAUGCUGGCGCAUAGUUGUACGCAAUCAAUGAUAGAAGAAACAAAGAAAAUUAUGGAGACAUUUUUGUUAUCCAGUAGAUGUUGCAUAGACAGUAAAGUUACUGACUUAGUUGACAGGGUAUUCAUAUUUGACAGAGACAUUUUUAAGGAUAUUCUUGAUCAAGUAAUAACAAAAGUUUAUGGUAAGAUACCCACUACAAAACUAUUUAUGUAUACGGGUAACUUUACGUACUUAGAACAGACAAUUUUAUGGUCCAUACUUCUUUUUAACAAUAUGCCACUAGUCGACAAGUUGAGUCCUGCCAUAACAGACUUUAUAAUUUUGAUUAGAGAAUUAAUGGCACAACCUGAAUAUUUAAAAGUGGACAAAAAAGUUAGAUCAGAAAUGGAAAAAAUUUGGGUGCAACUACCAAAAGGACUGAAAACUGCUUUAACCCAAUCAUCAGUGUGCUUACGAAAUGUUAUGUUUGAUGAACCUCUUUAUCCAUUUAUUGAGGCUGACGUGCCUGAUUAUAAGAAUAUCAGUAAAUUUCGUAAAGUUUUUACUUGGAGACCAUGGAGGAAUGAAAACAAAGCACAUUCUCCGGUAUAUUCUUGGAAAAUUAGCCGCACUCCAAGUGAAAAUCCUAGUGUUUUCAUAAAAAACAUCGAAUUCAACGAAUUUUUGUUUUCUGCUGAUGGUAAAUAUAAUUAUGAUAGAGAAAGAGGAAGUAUUUUUACAAGACCUCUUACUGAUGAAAAAAGUGAAUGGUUUCUUGAACCCACUACAGAUGAAAAUCACGUGUAUAUCAAAAAUCAUAAGCAUCGUUAUCUCUAUCCAGCAGUUGACGAUUUUGCCGCAGAUGGUGAUAGACGGAGGGUAUUCAUCUGGAUAGAAGGAGAAUCAUCUUUUAGAGAAGGCAUUUGGGAAAUUUUCUCUUGUUCACAUUAAUUUAACUUAUAUUUGUACUGACUGAGCAUUUUUAAAAAUAAAAUAUUUUAACAU
Aethina tumida (small hive beetle) is the source of this 1584-nucleotide messenger RNA. RefSeq lists its product as uncharacterized. The transcript is spliced from 2 exons. The coding region runs from base 187 to 1530 and encodes 447 amino acids. Lineage: Eukaryota; Metazoa; Arthropoda; Insecta; Coleoptera; Nitidulidae. The record is from RefSeq and is a predicted model, not a curated record.